Bubalus bubalis (water buffalo) is the source of this 1791-nucleotide messenger RNA. RefSeq names its product calcium-binding mitochondrial carrier protein SCaMC-1. Lineage: Eukaryota; Metazoa; Chordata; Mammalia; Artiodactyla; Bovidae. Gene Ontology annotation, biological process: transmembrane transport. The transcript has 13 exons. Bases 13 to 1791 code for a protein of 592 amino acids. Gene Ontology annotation, molecular function: calcium ion binding; ATP transmembrane transporter activity. Gene Ontology annotation, cellular component: mitochondrial inner membrane. The record is from RefSeq and is a predicted model, not a curated record.
GCUGCGUUGACCAUGCUGCGCGGCCUAGGGGGCUUCCUGCCGCCCAUCGUGGCUGGCCAGGAACACGAGUUCGACAGCCUUUUCGAAGAGCUCUUCCAGAAGCUGGGCCGCCGCGGGGACGGGACGGUGGACAUCGCGGAACUGCAGGAAGGACUGGAGGCCCUGGGCUUCUCUCCAGGCGGGGAGGAGGAGGUGGGCCUUGGUGCGUUCAGGCCUCAGGGAGCGUGCAGGGCCGGAGGCUCUGCAGGCGUGAUAUGGGGGUGGGGGCGGAGAAGACCCCCUUAUCUCGUUGGGGCCCAGUCCCCAGACGUUUUUUGGUGUGAGCUGCUUCACCAGAGACAGCCCGGUGGUGGAACAGUUUUCCACACGUUUCUGUCCUAUGAAAUGCAGCCCCAGAAUCUUGUUAUUCCAUCUCUCUUCUCAGGCAAGAGCUGGGUCUUCUGCUUUAGCAGCUUGUCAGUUUUAUCUUCUAUCCGUUUAUCCCAGUGGUUCUCAACUAGGGGUGAUUUUGUCCCUCAGAGACAUAUGACAUUUUGCAUGGUUGUGACACUGGGGGAUAUAAUUUUAAAAUCUGUGGUUGUUAAUGAGCAUAAUCUGCUGGACCUUGGCACAUUUAUGCAGUACAUGAAAGAUAAUGAGAUAAACAUGAAAUUGACUUUUAAGAGUUUGGACACAAAUAAUGAUGGAGUGAUUGAUCCUUCAGAAAUUAUCAAUAGUCUCAACUUAAUAGGUAUACAUAUUUCUGAAAAAGAGGCAUUGAAGAUUCUUGAAAGCAUGGAUGCUGAUGGGUCACUUACAGUGGAUUGGGAUGAAUGGAGGAAGUAUUUUUUAUUUAAACCUGCAAGAAAUAUGGAGGAAAUUGCCCAUUACUGGAGCCAUUUUACCGGAAUUGACAUGGGAGAUAGAUGGACUUUUCAUAAUUUAAUUGAUGAAAAGAGAAAAUCUGGCCAUCUGUGGAAAUAUCUGUUGGCUGGAGGCAUAGCGGGUACGUGUGCUCGAACAUGUACAGCGCCGUUAGAGCGUCUGAAAACCCUCAUGCAGGUACACGGGUCAGAUUCCUGGAAUGUGAAGAUAAUGAGCCAUUUAAUAGAGAUGAUGAAAGAAGGCAGAGUCAUUUCUUUGUGGAGAGGAAAUGGUACGAAUAUUCUCAAGCUUGCUCCUGAAAUAGCUGUUAAGAUCUGGUCUUAUGAACAGUAUAAGGAGUAUCUUUCUUCUGAAGGAGGUGAAUUAGGAACACUUGAGAAGUUUGCUUCUGCUUCUUUGGCUGGUGCCACUUCUCAGUCUUUUAUUUACCCCUUAGAGGUUUUAAAAACUAAUUUGGCUGUAAGUAAAACUGGACAGUACUCUGGGCUAUUGGACUGUGCCAGGAAGAUCUGGAAGCUUGAAAAGAUUACAGGCUUUUACAAAGGCUACAUUCCUAGUCUUCUGACUGUCAUACCAUAUGCGGGUGUAGAUAUCACUCUCUAUGAGCUUUUGAAGACUCACUGGCUGAACACUCAUGCAGAAGACCCUGGACUGGUGAUUUUGAUGGGAUGUUGUGCCUUCUCUAACUUCUGUGGUCAGUUUGCCAGCUACCCACUGAAUCUAGUGAGAACUCGCAUGCAGGUUCAAGCCAUUCUGUCAGGAGUUCCACAGCUAAAUAUGAUUAGCGUCUUUUAUAAAAUUUAUAAAAGACAAGGAGUGACAGGAUUUUUCAGAGGCAUGACUCCAACUUUCUUAAAGUUGUUUCCUUCAGUUUGCAUAAGCCGUAUGGUUUACGAAUCAGUAAAACCACUCUUGGGAAUAGCGUAA